Suillus paluster is the source of this 800-nucleotide messenger RNA. RefSeq lists its product as uncharacterized. The transcript has 4 exons. The record is from RefSeq and is a predicted model, not a curated record. Bases 182 to 637 code for a protein of 151 amino acids. Lineage: Eukaryota; Fungi; Basidiomycota; Agaricomycetes; Boletales; Suillaceae.
UGAACUCGAGGAUCUGCAUCAUGGUAGACAAACUUCAAUUUGACGGAAAUUACUGGAUACUGUGCCACGAUAUACCAGAAUAUAGAUCUCGGAAAGCAUCCGCGCCUGUCUACAACCUGGUUUCCAUCUCAUAUAGCAUGCUCACCUCAAGUGGUCCAACGAGAAUCGCGAAUUCGUUGACAUGGCAUCUCCGCCGUACGGUGGAUGCCUCCAGCGAAUCAGAGCCUAUCAAUACGCAAUCUUUGGGCGGGAGGCUGAUCUACAACGCUCUCUACGACAGCGUAGUGACAAAAUUUGGCGACACUGGAUGAGGAAUAUUGUCGACCGUGUAUUUUUCACCGACCACGAACCUUUGUCUCAUUCGCGUCGCACGAGAUCAUCAUCGAUUUGGGGUGCAGUUACGGUUCUCACUAGCAUCCACGAUGUCAGGGUCAUCCCUCGUGUUGCACUAUCAAACACGCUCAGCUCCCAGCAAUUGCGCACAACCCAGACAUUUUUGCACGGUUUUGCAGUAAAGGCAAAAGUUCCGGUAAGCCUGGUGCAUGCGGGCCUUCGCGGCUUGCUAAAUUUCUGCAUCUUGAUGUGCAACACUCUAUCAAGACACUUCGCCCGAAGUACUCGUGAGAUCGAGUGGUAAUGUUGAUAAUGUACUUUGGACCUGCAUCUGUGAUUGUUAGCCUCGUUCCCUGCUUUGCUGCACAAAACCGGAUUAGUUUCAGGAGUCGGCAUGAGUUCUAUACGUUCGAGUAUUGAGAAGUAAUAAUUACUUGCGUUGCAAUUGCUGACUCGACCGAUGUCUC